AGAUGACUAUUACAGAGAAAAUCUGAUGCUUUACCUUCCAUGGAGAGAUGAGAAUACAGAUUUAAUAAAUGUCAAUCACUAUCAGAAAUUUGUUCAAAAUUUUGAAACCGUCCAAGAAAACAAAAAAUUCUUUGUAUUUUCGAAUGAUUUAGAGGAACACUUAUUCCAGGCGCUUUUUGUGGAAAAUAACGGCAUGGUACAAAUGGAUGAUAAUUGCACAAAUAUACAAUCAUCCUCCCAGAAUGAAUUUCGCGUUUUUGGUGCUGAGCAUGCAGCUGGAGAUAUAUUUAUAGACAUAGGUGAAAAUCAAGCAUCAUCAGAGAAUAAGAAUACAGAGAAUAACCGGUGUGAUGAUGUGUAUUUCCCUGUUCCUUUCGUAAUGAACGACAUUCAGUAUCGACAAAUAGUCACUAGUUUGAAUGUUAAGCAAAGAACAUUCCUUCUUCAUGUUUUACAUGCUUUUAAAAGUGAUGAGUUACCUAUCUAUAACUGUGUUUUUGGAGGCGCUGGCGUUGGCAAAUCAUGUCUCAUCGCUGCCGUACAUCAAAGCCUCAUCAGAUAUUUUAAUUCAAAGCCAGACACAUCAUUAGAUCUUAUUAGGGUUCUGCUUUGUGCCUUCCCAGGGAAGGUGGCCCAUCACAUUAAGGGCAUCACCCUCCAUACAGCUUUCAUUCUACCAGUGACACAGUUUAGUGGAGCAUUGCCGUCACUUAGUAACGCAACUCUAAGUACCCUCCGAUGUAAGCUGCGAGACUUAAGAGUUAUUAUUGUCGAUGAAAUAAGCUUGGUAGGCAGUCGGUUACUGGACCAAGUAGAUGCAAGGCUAAAGCAGAUUUUCGGAACUGACCUGCCUUUCGGAGGUAAAUCUGUCUUGGUUCUGGGUGAUUUCAAUCAGCUGGGACCAGUUGGUGAUAAAUAUAUUUUUAAAGGCAAUUCUUCGAACCCGUACAGUUUGCUCGUUGGUAAUCCUUUGUGGGACCUCUUCCAUUCUUUUGAAUUAACUGAAAUAAUGCGGCAAAAAGAUGAUGCAGUAUUUGCCAAUGCCUUGAACAAUCUCGCCAACGGCUCUCUAUCUGAUGAAGAAGUUAAAUUAUUCCAAUCUAGAGAAACUCAGGCCAGGAAUAUUCCGUCUGAUGCAAUUAAUUUAUUUCGUAACAAUGCUAAUGUUGACUCGUUCAAUGAAAACGUUAUAAAGAAAUCAAAGGCGGAUAUCGUAAUUGCCGUGUCAUCUGACACUGUCACUGGUCAAGGAACUGAAAAACUUGUCGAUAGAGCUCUGUCAGCUGUUAAAAAUUUACCCGCUAGGAAAACCGAGGGCCUGCCAACAAUUCUCAAAUUGGUGCUAAAAAUUAAGUACAUGGUCACUGUAAAUGUGUGUAUUCCUGAUGGACUAGUAAAUGGGGCCAUAGGGACACUGGAGCAUGUUGAGAAAAAUGAAGAGGGUGCUCCCACCAGACUUUGGAUUGACUUUGGUGAUAGUGAGGUCGGUAAGGCUGCACGCCAAGCUGUUCAGUGGCGGCCACCUGAGGUCCUCAACAAUUUGACUCCACUUGAGAAACAAGCUCGCCGUAUUCACCCUCUACCAAAUGCUAUUAUCAGUGUCGUACGGAAACAAUUUCCUCUUGUACCGGCAGAAGCCAUAACCAUUUGUAAAUCUCAAGGAGCUACCUACUCCAAAGUCGCUGUAUAUAUAAUUUCUGGGCUUAAAAGAAAUGAGCUUUAUGUUGCUUGCAGUAGGUGCACUUCAUUAUCAGGCCUUUUCAUAGUUGGUACUUUUCGUCCUCCUAGUGCUCCAGGUCCCUAUGAUGAGGUGCAAUUAGCGAUAAAAUCUCUUCGACGUAAAAAAAUUAAAUUUUCCUGUCUUUUUGCUAACAAUUUCCCUAGGAACAGAAUCAUAUUGUAUCACAAUGUCCAGAGCUUGAAUGCUCAUUUUCAGGAUAUUAAAAAUGACCUAAAUUACCAAUGCUCGAACAUUCUGAUUUCGGCCGAAUCUUGGCUAAAACCGACAGACUUUCCAGAAUAUCCCAACUUCUAUGUUGUUGGAAGACAAGAUGUGUAUCGGAAUGUUGCGCAUGCACAUGGCGUAAUUGUAUAUGCCAAACUUAACGAGGAAUGUAACAUUAUUUUCGAAAGUUCAUCAGAAGAAAAGGGUACAGCUCACAAUUUAUUUGUGUUAGUCUAUGAGGAUUAUGCAAUUUGUACUGGCUAUAUACCUCCAUCAACUUCAUUUUCUGUGGUGCAAUUACAUUUUAAGGAAAUGUUGACUUCAGGUUUUGAGGCGUCCUCAAAAGUAAUUUUAAUAGGUGAUUUUAAUCAAAAUAUUGUUCAAGAAUCGCAAACUCUCUUUUCCCGAUUUCUGAGUGAAACCUAUCCAAAUCUGGUAAACUGCAUUGAUA
This is a messenger RNA of Bemisia tabaci, 2396 nucleotides long. NCBI's taxonomy places the organism in Eukaryota, Metazoa, Arthropoda, Insecta, Hemiptera, Aleyrodidae. The record is from RefSeq and is a predicted model, not a curated record.